Molecule: messenger RNA, 1464 nt
Organism: Cladophialophora yegresii CBS 114405
Lineage: Eukaryota; Fungi; Ascomycota; Eurotiomycetes; Chaetothyriales; Herpotrichiellaceae
Product: COP9 signalosome complex subunit 2
Exons: 1
Coding region: 1-1464 (487 amino acids)
Biological process (GO): protein deneddylation
Cellular component (GO): COP9 signalosome
Source: RefSeq, a predicted model, not a curated record
AUGUCGCUAACAGUACCCCAGGACGCUUCCGUUGACAUCGAAAAUAAAUACUACAACGCCAAACAACUGAAAGUCGAAUCACCUCAAGAAGCCAUCGAUGAAUUCCUCGGCGUGCCCGCUCUUGAGGACGAAAAGGGCGACUGGGGGUUCAAGGGUCUCAAGCAGGCGAUCAAACUGGAAUUCGCACUGGGCAGAUACGAUGCUGCGGUUAAACACUACAAGGAGCUACUCACAUACGUUAAAAGUGCGGUGACUAGGAACUACUCCGAGAAGAGCAUCAAUAAUAUGUUGGACUACAUCGAGAAGGUAACUGGCCAGCAAGCCGAUGCUUCGGCGACAGAUUCAACCGCGUACAAGUCGAUGGAGGAGUUUUACAGCCUGACAUUGUCCACGUUUCAAGCCACGAACAACGAGAGACUGGCACUCAAGACGAACCUCAAGCUAGCGAAACUGUACCUCGACAAGAAAGAUUACAAUCAACUCACUAACAAAGUGCGGGAGAUCCACCAGGCAUGUCAGAAGGAAGACGGUACAGAUGACCCCGGCAAAGGCACGUAUUCACUCGAAGCCUACGCGUUGGAGAUCCAAAUGUACGCAGAGAUGAAGAACAACAAGCGACUGAAGUCUCUAUACCAGAAGGCCCUCACAGUACGGUCAGCGGUCCCUCAUCCGAAAGUCCAAGGUAUCAUCAGAGAAUGUGGCGGGAAGAUGCACAUGAGCGAGGAAAACUGGAAGGAAGCCCAAAGCGACUUCUUUGAAUCUUUCAAGAACUACGACGAGGCCGGCUCCAUGCAGCGGAUCCAAGUCCUGAAGUACCUGGUCUUGACGACGAUGCUGAUGAAAUCCACCAUAAACCCCUUCGAUUCGCAAGAGACAAAGCCUUACAAGAACGACCCCCGGAUAUCAGCUAUGACGGAUCUUGUCGAUGCCUACCAACGGGACGACAUUCUCCGCUAUGAAUCCAUUCUCAAGGACAACCAGGAUCUGCUGGCGGAUCCGUUCAUAGCCGAGAACAUUGACGAAGUCAGCCGCAACAUGCGCACCAAAGCCAUCUUGCUACUAAUUGCCCCAUACACCCGUUUCACCUUGCAAUUCAUUGCAGAGCGCAUCAAAAUUCCGGUCAGCGAGGUUCAAGACAUCUUGGGGCUCUUGAUCGUGGACAAAAAGCUACAGGCAAAGAUCAAUCAACAAAAUGGCACCGUGGAGGUUGAGGACUCCCAAGGAAGUGACAAGGAGCACCUGAACCGGCUUCGAGAUUGGACGUCUGCCGUGGAGACCCUAUGGACUACAGUGCUCAACGAAGGCGAUGGCUUCAAGCUCGAAGACUCUCAGGGAGGUGCCGGGUUCCCUGGUAUGAAUUUUCCGAUCGGAUUCGACCCUGCCGGCCCAAUACCCAGUCGGGGACCCGGUCGUCGGGGUGCUGCACGCGGGCGAGGUGGUGGCAAGCUAGUCGCUCCCAUAUGA